This is a messenger RNA of Trichomycterus rosablanca, 2577 nucleotides long. RefSeq names its product NACHT, LRR and PYD domains-containing protein 3-like. The record is from RefSeq and is a predicted model, not a curated record. The transcript has 6 exons. Bases 1 to 2577 code for a protein of 858 amino acids. Gene Ontology annotation, biological process: intracellular signal transduction. Lineage: Eukaryota; Metazoa; Chordata; Actinopteri; Siluriformes; Trichomycteridae. Gene Ontology annotation, molecular function: protein binding.
AUGUUUAUGCAUAUCAUACCAUCAUAUAACAGGUCUGAUUCUGCAUCUGCUGGAACGGAACUCCAGAAAAACUUCAAACUGCAUUUGUUACAGAAGUUUCAGUGUUUGAAUGACAUAAUAUCAAACCAGGAAAACCCAACAUUACUGAAUGAGAUCUACACAGAACUCUACAUCACAGAGGAAGACACUGGAGACGUCAAUAAUGAACAUGAGGUGAGACAGAUCGAAGAAGCAUCCAGGAGAUCAACAACAGAGGAAACACCAAUCAACUGUAACGACAUCUUUAAACCUUUAUCUGAAGAAGAUAAACCCAUCAGAACUGUACUGACAAAGGGAGUCGCUGGUAUUGGAAAAACUGUCUCUGUACAGAAGUUCAUUCUGGACUGGGCUGAAGGAAAAGCAAACCAGGAUCUUCACUUUAUAUUUCCACUUCCUUUCAGAGAGCUGAAUUUAAUGAAGGAUCAAAAACUGAUGGAUCUUCUCAGUUUCAGUUUUAAAGAUAUGAAAGAAACUGAAAUGUCCAGCUUGCAGAAAGUUCUGUUUAUUUUUGAUGGUUUGGAUGAGUGUCGUUUCUCUCUAGAUUUUCUGAACACAGACAGAUUGUGUGAUGUAACUGAAUCAGCAUCAGUGAAUGUGCUGCUGGUGAACCUGAUUAAAGGGAAUCUGCUUCCAUCUGCUCUCAUCUGGAUAACCUCCCGACCAGGAGCUGCUGAUCAGAUCCCCUCUGAGUGUGUAGAUCGAGUGACGGAGGUACGAGGUUUCAGUAACCCACGGAAGGAGGAGUACUUCAUGAAGAGAAUCAGUGAUCAGAGCCUGGCUAACAGAGUCAUCACCCACCUGAAGUCAUUACGAAGCCUCUACAUCAUGUGUCACAUUCCAGUUUUCUGUUGGAUUUCAGCCACUGUUCUUGAGAGAUUGUUGGAUGAAGCUGAAGAUGCUAAGAUCCCUAAAACUCUGACUCAGAUGUACACCCACUACCUUAUCAUUCAGACCAACAUCAAAAGAGAAAAGUACUCAAAGAACCAGGAUACAGAUGAAGAAAUGAUUCUUAAACUGGGAAAACUGGCUUUCAAUCAGCUGAUGAAAGGAAACUUGAUCUUCUAUGAAGAAGACCUGAUAGAGUGUGGAAUUAAUGUGAGGGAAGCAUUAGUGUACUCAGGUGUGUGUACACAGAUCUUCAGAGAGGAGUUUGGACUGAACCAGAUUAAAGUGUUCUGCUUUGUUCAUCUGAGUAUUCAGGAGCAUCUUGCAGCUCUACAUGUGCACCUGAUGUUCAUAAAACAAAAGAAAAAUGUUCUUCAAAACAGCUGGUUCUAUAAACUAUGGUUGCUGUUUAGACAGGAAACUAUUGCAGAUGUACACAGGACUGCAGUAGAUGAAGCAUUAAAGAGUAAAAAUGGACAUCUGGACCUUUUCCUUCGUUUUCUUCUCGGUCUCUCACUGGAGUCCAAUCAGACUUUGUUAGACCCAUUAGUGACACAUACAGGAAGUAGCUCCCACAGCAAAGAGGAAACAGUUCAGUUCAUCAAGAAGAAGAUCAGUUUAAACACAUCUGCUGAGAAAUCCAUCAAUAUGUUCCAUUGUCUGAAUGAACUUGGAGAUCAUUCACUAGUGGAGGAGGUUCAGCGCUACCUGCAAUCUGGAAAUUUACAAGAAAGAGAACUCUCUACAUCACAGUGGUCAGCUCUAGUGUUCGUGUUACUGACAUCAGAGCAGAAACAAGAUGAAACAGACUCAACAUCAGAUCAGGUUCUUCAGCAUCUUCUCCCUGUGGUUGCAGAAUCAAAAAAUGCUGAGUUGAAUAAUUGUGGUGUAUCAGGUGAAGGUUGUGCUGCUCUGGCUUCAGCUCUGAGCUCAAACUCCUCACACCUGAGACAUCUGGAUCUGUCUAUGAAUGAACUAGGAGAGUCAGGAAUGAAGCGUCUUUCUGCUGUACUGGAGAAUCCUGACUGUAAACUGGAGAAGCUGGGGGGCAACUUCCAGCUCAAGAAGUGUUGUGGGAGGCAUCGGACGGUUUGCCAGGCGUCUUCCCAGUGCAUCCCAAGCAUCAGGUUGGGUGAUUGUGAUGUAUCAGAUGAAGGUUGUGCUGCUCUGGCUUCAGCUCUGACAUCAAACCCCUCACACCUGAGAGAUCUGAAUAUGUCUAAUAAUAACCUAGGAAAUUCAGGAGUGAAGCUUCUAUCUGCUGCCCUGGAGAAUCCUCACUGUGAACUGGAGAAACUGGGGUUGAAUCAGUGUGGUUUAGCAGAUGAAGGUUGUGUUGCUCUGGCUUCAGCUCUGACAUCAAACUUCUCACUUGUGACUGAUCUGAAUCUGACACAGAAUAAACUAGGAGAUUCAGGAGUGAAGCUUCUUUCUGUCGGACUGGAGAAUCCUCACUGUAAACUGGAAAUACUGGGGUUGAGGUUUUGUGGUGUAACAGAUAAAGGUUGUUCUGCUCUGGCUUCAGCUCUGAGAUCAAACCCCUCACACCUGAGAGAUCUAAAUAUCACUCGAAAUAAACUGGGAGAUUCGGGAGUGAAGCUUCUCUCUGCUGGACUGGAGAAUCCUCACUGUAAACUGGAGAAACUGGGGUAA